AUGGGGACUGAAAAUGAUACGUCUGUGACAGCAUUUGUUCUUCUGGGAUUGACAGAGGAUACUACAGCUUGCGCUAUUCUAUUUAUAGUGUUUUUGGGAGUUUAUGUCGUCACCUUACUGGGCAACAUCAGCAUCAUUGUGUUAAUCAGAAGCAGCCCUCAGCUUCAUACUCCCAUGUACCUGUUCCUCUGCCACCUGGCCUUUGUAGACAUUGGGUACUCAUCUUCAGUCACCCCUGUCAUGCUCAUGGGCUUCCUUAGCAAUAGGACUUCCAUCCCAGUGGCUGGCUGUGUAGCCCAGCUCUGUUCGGUGGUGACAUUUGGCACAACUGAGUGCUUCCUACUGGCUUCUAUGGCUUAUGAUCGCUAUGUAGCCAUCUGCUCACCCCUGGUCUACUCCAGCCUCAUGUCCCCCACUGUCUGCAUUCUCCUCGUAGGGGCUUCCUAUCUGGGUGGAUGUGUGAAUGCUUGGACGUUUACUGGCUGUUUGUUAAAUCUGUCCUUCUGUGGACCAAAUAAAGUCAAUCACUUUUUCUGCGAUUAUUCUCCUCUUUUGAAGCUUUCUUGUGCUCAUGAUUUUGCUUCUGAAUUAGUUCCAGCCAUUUCAUCAGGCUCCAUCAUCGCUAUUACUGUGUUCAUCAUUGCCCUGUCUUAUGUCUACAUCCUUGUGUCCAUCCUGAAGAUGCGCUCCACAGAGGGCCGCCACAAGGCCUUCUCCACCUGCACCUCCCACCUCACUGCGGUCACUCUGUUCUAUGGGACCAUUACAUUCAUUUACGUGAUGCCCAAGUCCAGCUACUCCACUGACCAGAACAAGGUGAUAUCUGUGAUCUAUACAGUGGUGAUUCCCAUGUUGAAUCCCCUCAUCUACAGCCUAAGGAACAAGGAAGUUAAAGAUGCCAUGAAAAAAUUAUUGGCUAGAACUCACUGGUAG
Messenger RNA from Perognathus longimembris pacificus (Pacific pocket mouse), 933 nucleotides. RefSeq names its product olfactory receptor 5P3-like. Gene Ontology annotation, cellular component: membrane. Gene Ontology annotation, biological process: G protein-coupled receptor signaling pathway; sensory perception of smell. Bases 1 to 933 code for a protein of 310 amino acids. The record is from RefSeq and is a predicted model, not a curated record. Lineage: Eukaryota; Metazoa; Chordata; Mammalia; Rodentia; Heteromyidae. The transcript has a single exon. Gene Ontology annotation, molecular function: odorant binding; G protein-coupled receptor activity; olfactory receptor activity.